CUUGUGCAAAGAAUGGCGGUUGCAUUCCAUUUCCGUUUGAGUCUUCGAAGAUGGCGAGUCAGUAAAGCCACGUGAAGAAUUUAGAAUUUAAACAAACAAAAAAAUGAAGCGGAAAAGUUUAGAUCCGGUAGUUCCUCAACAAAAACGAAGACGAAAAGAUGACGCCAAAACGCAGGAGAAAUCAUCAGAGUCUGAUCCGGAAGAAAUAAACUUGUCGAAGAAACAAAUUUUGAAAUGCAUUUCUGCGAUUUUUCAUCUGACUCAGGAACAGUUAAAAGACAAGAAUAUUUUAAUUGAAGAGGCCCAACCUAUAUUCUUACAAGUAACUUGUGUGCGAGUCCCAAAAGUACCGCUCAGACAAUUGAGAAUAUUAUUGCCAUAUUCAUUAGUAACGCCAACUGACGAAGUCGCACUGUUUGUAUGCGACUUGCAGAAAGGAAAGAGAAAAGACUAUGAACCGACAGUGGAACAUUACAGAGACUUGCUGGAUAAGCACGGAUGUACUCGUAUCAAUGAGAUAAUACCUAUGAAUAGAGUGAAGACCGAAUUCGAUCAAUUCGAAUUGAAGAAAAAGCUCUUAGGUAGUUACGAUUACUUUCUGGUCGACGGUCGCAUCGCCGGUCACUUAACUCACUUGUUAGGAAAGUGUUUUGUCAAAAAACGAAAAUUGCCCACUUCUAUCAAGAUGCAGAGCAAGGAUUUGAAACACGAGAUCGAUUACGCAUUGAGGAAAACAACCAUGCGUCUUCACUCUCACGGUGACACUCAUGUAGUUCAGAUAGGAAACACCUUGAUGAAAAAGAAAAGAAUACUAAAAAAUGUAAUAGCCGCUUGUGAAAGUUUAUCCAAGAAUUAUCCCGGUGGUUGGGCAAACAUACAAGCUCUCCGAUUGAAAAGCCCAACCAGUUUAGCAUUACCCUUUUACAUAACACUGAAGAGCAAAAACACAGUCAAACCACAAACAACUGUGGUGCAACCUAAGAGACCGAAAGCUUACCGCGACGUGGAAGGAGAGCUGUCCACAUUUAUAACCGACACCAAGGUCAUAGUCAAACCUGAGGGAGACGUCAUCGUCGUAAAAAAACGCAAGAAAAAAUCGACAAAGGAUAACAGCGAGGACGAAGACAGAGAUUAAAAGUCAAGAAUUGAAGAAAAUUCUUCUGUUGCUUUAUUUAAAGUCUAGUAAAAAAACAAAACGAAAAAACAUUUGCGCUUCUCUUUCUACAUUUGUAACAUAUAUACAAUCUAUACGUUUAAUAUCAAGUUAAUAAUAUGUUCUGUUAUAUCUUA
Pseudomyrmex gracilis is the source of this 1290-nucleotide messenger RNA. Its product is annotated as ribosomal L1 domain-containing protein CG13096-like. The record is from RefSeq and is a predicted model, not a curated record. NCBI's taxonomy places the organism in Eukaryota, Metazoa, Arthropoda, Insecta, Hymenoptera, Formicidae. The transcript is spliced from 4 exons. Bases 104 to 1135 code for a protein of 343 amino acids.